This is a messenger RNA of Hypoxylon trugodes, 1681 nucleotides long. RefSeq lists its product as uncharacterized. The record is from RefSeq and is a predicted model, not a curated record. The transcript is spliced from 3 exons. Bases 1 to 1578 code for a protein of 525 amino acids. NCBI's taxonomy places the organism in Eukaryota, Fungi, Ascomycota, Sordariomycetes, Xylariales, Hypoxylaceae.
AUGCGAUCAUCGCUGCUACUUCCGCUGACCAUCGCGGCAUUCUGCUGUUGGUCCGUCGCCGCGGAGUGGUUCCGAUGGUCGGAUCCUCGCGGCACGCCUCCCGCAUGGUUGGUGCAAAAGACCAGUCAUGGUACUGAGAACACUCAGGUAGGCUGGUCGCCGAAGCCUACACCUGCUGCCGGUCGCGACGUUUCCGAGGAGGAACGCGCUUUGGAGAUGCUUAAGAGAGGAAUUACUUCUGUUACGACUCACUGGACUAAUAGUGAGACUUGUGGUUGGGUUCGCGGUGCUGCUUCCGAGCCCUUUACCUGUUCUGGUAGCGGCACUUGUGCCACCAAUUCCGAGCAUAUCGUCGCUUGUGUCACCGAUACCCUGUCUCCUUUCUACUCGACCUGUCUAAACUACGCUGCUUGGCAGAGUAGUUUAUGUGUUGAAGACGGUUCAGAGACUGGAUGUUGCCUCAAUAGUCAAUAUGGAGAAUGCGCAACUUACUUCUGGACUGGCGAACCCGUACGCUCUAUGUACCGUUGUGUCACAUCCGCCACUGUUGUCACCAUGCUGGACGAGCCUCAGUUCGUUAUCGACGCCUCCCGCUCGUCUACCUCCACAGCAUCCCAAACUAGUGGAAACGGACCCGGCGCAACCCUCAAACCUGGUACCCCUUACCCCGGUUCACAUCAGAAUCCACCUGAGAGCCCUCCCGACCGCCACAUCGGCGUCAUCGUAGGCAGUACUAUAGGUGGUGUGGUCGGUCUCCUGGUAAUAGGAUCUCUAUACCUAGUCUAUCGGACACAUCGCAAAGCCACGAAGAAGGACCACCAGAACGUGCGCGACCGGCUCGACACCGUCUUCCGCUACGCAGGAGAUCCAGACCCGGCGCCUACCUGGCAAGCAGCUCGACUCAAUAGUCAUGAGCCCUCGUCUACUGGCGCUACCGCUGCAUCUAGUCGUGCAGCUUCUCGCUACGUCCCUGUCCCCGCUAGCCCAAGCCAAUCACGCACACGCAGCCGCGCCCGUCCCCAGUCCUCCGCAGUCGAUAGUCGUCAUAGUGCCACCCGCGACAACGGCGAAGGAACAAGUUACCUAUCCAUCCCCUCGCAACGCACACCACGCGCGCACUCAUUCCCGCACGCGCAAUCCUACAGCACACAACCCGACGCGCUAUCCAUCUCUCAAUCAGGGGACCUCCUACGAACCCAAGUACCAACCGAUGAAUCCCUAACCCCGCGUCGCAACAUCGGUCCACCUUCUUACACCUGGUAUCUCAUGUCCCCCAUCGCCACACGUUCGCAACUAGACGUAAGCAGCACAGCGCGAAGUUCCGACUACUUCCCCUCUCGCGUAAACUCCAGCUCCAGCCUCCCAGAAUCCCCCCGUCGCCAAACCCAAAACCCGGAGACCCCUCCCCCGCGCUACUCGUACAUGAACCCGUACCCCGAUGCCACUCCCGAGGAUCUGUACAACACGCCUCGCACAGCCGCCGGUCCGUACCGCCAGGCAGAAGAGGAGGAGGUUGAUGAUAGUGCGGAUUACGACACUACGUAUGAACCUACCGAAGGACCUUCUGAUCUUAAGUAGGUCGUGUUCUUCUUCCGUCGAUUGUGGUUCGUGCGCUGGACCGGGGUUAGGUUGGCGGGAGGUCUGUAUGGUUGAGGUUCGACUUCGCGAUUGCGAUGAGAUA